CGGCCAGGAGCUUUGGGAGUUUGCAAAGUGGCCAGUCGCAUUGUACUGGACACAUUUCCUUUCGCACCCUUUUUCUUUUUUUUGGGGGGGGGUGUGUUCUUCAUUUUAGCCCACCACUUCAUACCAACGGCAACUGCUUCAAAUUGCUUCAAGUGGAUGGGGCGAAGCGGACAUGGAGCAGUCGCUGCCUCUCGCUGCAUCUGCUGUCCGCCCUCAUCGUCUGUCUACAGCUGCAUUCCUGCGUGAAGCAGCUGCAAGUGCUGGCACUGGGAAGACCCAGACCAUGGCCAACAGAGUGCUCUAUAUGAUUCAAGAGGGGGUUCUGCCCAGCAAGAUCUUGGCGCUCACUUUCACUAACAAGGCUGCUGUGGAGUUCAAGGAGCGGAUACAGCACGUGUAUUUCAGCCACGCAAGGAGAAAAGCGGCGCCAGAAGUAGAUAUCGGGCGAGCCACCGUAGCCACAUUCCAUGCUCUUGGCAUUAAGUGGGUUGGACUUCACCAAAAGUUGUUGGGGUUCAAGCGCCGACCGGUGAUUUAUUCGACCAAGGCGCGGCUCGGACUUCCUCGCAAGUCUACCACCACCUUGCGGGAGGUGAUCGCGGCCUUCAAAGAAGCGCACCCGUCUUUGUACGAAGAGUGUGAGAAAGUGGCUAUGGAGAAGAUAGGCAGGGAGAAGGAGAAGGAGAUGGCGCAGCAAAAGCGUAAAUCGGGGGAAAUGAAGCAGAAGUCAUUGGACUCUGAGCAUGGAGAACCGCCGGAGCAGGCGGACGAAGAAGGGAAGCAGAGGGAGGAAAAGGAGAGGAAGGAGGAGGAGGAGGAGGAGGAGUGCGCAAGAUAAUGGAGACAGCAGCCGCAUCACGAAAGCCUUGUGCGGCUCUGGCGUGCUCCUCCUUGUGAGGGAGGGGAGGGCAAUUUUGCCGC
This is a messenger RNA of Chara braunii, 921 nucleotides long. The record is from the annotation of a GenBank genome assembly. NCBI's taxonomy places the organism in Eukaryota, Viridiplantae, Streptophyta, Charophyceae, Charales, Characeae.